Molecule: messenger RNA, 540 nt
Organism: Ostertagia ostertagi
Lineage: Eukaryota; Metazoa; Nematoda; Chromadorea; Rhabditida; Trichostrongylidae
Source: the annotation of a GenBank genome assembly
UAUCGAUCGCGAAACGGAUCUACAGAUAGCUCUCGCUCUCAAACUUACGGUUCUCGAGCGCGGACGUCCACUUCAUACACUCCAUCAUAUACUCCAUCAUUUGCACUUUCCUAUGGCAAAACAAAACCCGAAGAGCCAAAGGAGCUGAUGUCGAGAAGCUAUUCACCCGUUCGUCCACGGAAUGAAAUAUUGAGAUCUCUGACGUCGUCGGAGCAACCGAGAUCGUUGCUCAAGUCGUCGGUGCUGGAUGGGAAGAGUGAUAGAAAUUCUAGUCAAGAAUCGUUACGAGACGCGGACAAACAGCCAACAUCGCACGCUGGUGUGUCAUCUGUCCCGAAAAACCCCUCAAUACGAGAGAGCAGUCAAGAACGUGACUCAGAAAGGCACAGAAAGAGAUCUAGCAAAGAGCGAACCGCCCGACGAAAUUCUCGGCAACGAGCUCUAACUCAUAGUUCGUCAAGUGACGAAGAAAUCGACCGCUCGCUUACGCGAGCCGAUGCAAAACGACGAAGGCGACGACAAAGAGAGUCUGCAGAACAA